UGUUUUUGGCCUGCAGUGUCACAUUGUAACAAACUAUCAGGAAGAGAUUUGUGCUGCUGAUAUGUUUAGUUACAGAAGAUUAUCUAAACUAGAAAAUACUUAAAAUACUUGUCCACAUGAAGUCUUCACAUGGUUUUCUCGAGUUACCAAUUGAGCAGACAUGAAUCAGUUAGAAGAAGAAUCGAGACAAUUACAGGAUGAACAGAACCGUAUAAAGGAUGAACAGAACCAUAUAAAGGAUGAACAAAACCGACUGCUGCUCGAGAGGAAUCAAGUAGCGGCUGCAGAGAAAGCAAUCAAAGCAAAAAACAAACGGCUAAAAGCAGCUUGGAAGAAAACGGUGGCAUUGCAAAGGGAAGUCAAGAAUAAGAAAAGAAAAGUGUGGACCACAGUGAAAACCUUUGUGGCUCAGUAUACAGCACAACUUAUUUCUUUGCUCUUAAUUGGAAUGGUUUUUGCUGGCUACAAAUUGAGCAGUGAAGGGACUCGAUUAGAACAUGAAUGGAGACGACUACAGGGUGAACGAGACCAACUACAGGAGGAACGAGACCAACUACCGCUCGAGAGGAGGCAUCUACUGGCUGCACAACAAGCAAUCCAAGCAGAAAACAAGCAGACAAAGGCGGCAUGGAAGGAAAUUGUUACACUGCAAAGUGAAUUUAUGAAAAAGGUUAUAGAUAAGAGGGGAAAUAAAGGCACAAGGGAUGGCGAUGAGGACUGGAGAGACUACAUGAAGACAGGAAUAAGGUUUUUUGAUAUAGCUGCUACGUUUCACGAAUUAGCAAAAGGGUUAUUUUAAGCUACAGAAAAUUUUUACCUAAUAAUCAAAAAUAUGUGUACCUGGGUGAUUGUAAUAACCAUAUGCUCACUCGCACCAUACCAGCAUUUAAAGUGAAUUUGUCAUAUAUUUUUUACAGUAGUUACAGCUAUGCUCCAAAUCUCCAGCAUAAAUAUUGCCAAAAUUCUGUCUGUCUGCAGCCAGCACUAGAGGGAGCUCCGGAGUUUACUCCCUACUGUGUAUGCAGUAAGCUCCCUCUAGUGGUGGCUGCAGACAGACAGAAUGUCAUCAUAUAAUGUUAUAGUUGAAUGAAAGAAAACUGUUGGGGAAGUUUUGGAUCUCUGUAAUCAGAUAGAACUUCGACCAUAUGAAAAUAUACAAAAAGGCUAAUAUUAGCAGCUACAAUCAGUACCCAGUUAGCGCAUGCUGUACUUGGAAGAGUCUGUCAACAGAUCUGUAUACCUAUGACACUGGCUGACCUGUUCACUUGGCAGCUGAAGGCAUCUGUGUUGGUCCCAUGUUCAUAUUUGCCCGCA
Molecule: messenger RNA, 1314 nt
Organism: Bufo bufo (common toad)
Lineage: Eukaryota; Metazoa; Chordata; Amphibia; Anura; Bufonidae
Exons: 6
Coding region: 161-799 (212 amino acids)
Source: RefSeq, a predicted model, not a curated record